Molecule: messenger RNA, 564 nt
Organism: Dibothriocephalus latus
Lineage: Eukaryota; Metazoa; Platyhelminthes; Cestoda; Diphyllobothriidea; Diphyllobothriidae
Source: the annotation of a GenBank genome assembly
AUGUUGGGGUAUGUGUACUCUGAGCCAGUAGACAGUGCGCGCAAGUCAACCCGUCGUCGAUCCGGUAGCCAACUUCUUUAUGCCUCCACUGACAGUCGUCCCUUCCACUCCUCCAAGGAGGAGGUUCGUAAGAAGUUGGACUUCUGGUCGGAACUACGCAAGUGGCAUAAACCCGUAGCUGCAGAAGAAACCCCAGAUCUUUCUAAAACUACGGACGGUAUUCCAGACGAUGAAAACGACGAAGCCAGUGCUGAACAGUCUUACGCCGACGAUGAGGUUACCAUAAAUCCUCGGACCCUUACGCUACAUGAGGACGGUGCGCCUGUGGUGACACCCGGAAGGCCUCAAAGUCCUGAGACCUCUCAGCUAGACUCCGCUCCAGUCCUCUUCUGUACCUCCCGUCUGUUCAAACACCUCGAGGCCGUCUCUUCCGAGGGUCUAUCCACCAGCUUCACGUUCUCUCCUCCCAUCAACCUUCUGGUAUGUUCAAGUGCUCUCCCACCAUACUACCGUGUCCUACAUCAGCCCUUCAACUGCCAGUAUAUUCCAGUCCCAUGUGACUGA